Molecule: messenger RNA, 759 nt
Organism: Rodentolepis nana
Lineage: Eukaryota; Metazoa; Platyhelminthes; Cestoda; Cyclophyllidea; Hymenolepididae
Source: the annotation of a GenBank genome assembly
AUGCUUCCAACUUACAAUGAUGGAUCUUCUCCCCAAACUGUCCAGAGGGGUGUUUCUCGACCAAAUAUGGCAACGUCUGAGCUCUUUUCUGCACUUUCAGCAUCUGUGUGGUCAGAGGGUAAAAAGCGAGCUGAAUCAGCUUAUCAAAACUACGCGAAAAUUGACUCUCUUCGUCCAUUCUUUGACGUUGAACCAAGGGAAGUUCUUGCAAGGAUCUUGAAAUCCGUUGAUCCUCGAUCACCGUACAAUCUAGAUGCAACUAACACGGAUCUCUAUGGUCCAUUCAUGGCUUGCCUUACUCUGAUAGCUGUUAUACUGUUUGAAAUGAAGUUAUCGAAUCACCAAGUGCAAGAAGGAACACUAAUGGGAUCAGCUUUUUUAACCUGUUUUGGCUAUUGGUUAUUGACUUCUUCUCUCCUUCUAGUAGCCUGUUACUUUGGGAACUCACAGAUGAAUUUGGUCCACCUUCUUUCCUCAGUGGCACGUCAUUUUGCGGAUAUGGAAUUUGUUCUACCUGUGCUGUUCUGUUUAUUUGCGCCGCUAUUCACAAUGGAGCAUCAGAAACAAUAUUUUUCCUGCUUUGGGUUAUACUAUGCGGCCAUGUUAAUGUGGAAUAAUAUACCUCUGAAGACGCCACGUAUAACUGGAUGUAUUUUUGCACUUUCUUCACAUAUGUUGUUUGUUAUCUAUCUCCACUUUGCUUAUCAUACGAUCGUCCAGGGUAAGUCUAAACUAGCCGAUUUAAAACAGUUUCUUUAG